AAGAGUACGAUCCAUCAUAACCCACCGUUCAAAAUUUUAGGUUUUAGACUUUAGUCUAAACUUUUUGAAAUAUUACCUGUAGAAGUAGAAGUAGUGAUCGUUUUAUUAACCAGUCAAUUUUCGAUGUCUCAUUAAUCAAAAGUUUCUAACGGUAGCAAGGGACAAGUGAGAAAAUUUUCAGAAUAUCGAUCCGUCCGUGUUUUGAGUGUAGACUAGUGACUAGUGACUAGUCAUACUUAUAAAUAUUUUGAUAUUCAUCCAUCAUGGGAGACGUCGACCAUCAGUCUCUUACCUGGAGUCUGAAGAAUGGAGAUUUGGACAGCAUCCGUGAUUUCGUCGAAAAAAAGGGUGUUGACAUAAGGCAGCCUAUUGAUGGUCGUCCCCCUAUACAUUUCGCUGCUGAUUACGGACAGCGCGAGGUGAUUGAAUACCUAAUAUCCAAGGGAGCGGAUGUCAAUGCUGUGGAUAAACACGGAAUCAGUGCCUUGUUGGCAGCUAUUUGGGAAGGACACACUGAAUGUGUUAAACUUCUCUUACAAAAGGGUGCAAAACCAGACGGUAAAUCGCCAGAUGGAACUAAAUAUAUUGAUUGCGCCGAUAAAAAGGAAAUAAAAGACCUACUGCAGACUUCCUGAAUUGCUCGACCUGCAGCUAAUUUUCUGUUUUUAUAUGCUAUAAUAUGCGAUUUUUUAGUUGCCUUCGAAUUUUUUGUAGUUGAAGUUGAUUGAUUGAUUGUAAAUGUCGUGUCGAUCAGUUCUGCGACAUUUUGCCGACUUGUGGUCGCUGAUUCUUGUUGUUAGCAUGAUUUUUGAGUGAUCUUUGGUGUUUUUUUCGCGUUGGAUACUGGAUAGUCGAAAUGACAUUAAAAUAAAGAGCUACUAUAGA
Molecule: messenger RNA, 885 nt
Organism: Paramacrobiotus metropolitanus
Lineage: Eukaryota; Metazoa; Tardigrada; Eutardigrada; Parachela; Macrobiotidae
Product: myotrophin-like
Exons: 3
Coding region: 264-635 (123 amino acids)
Biological process (GO): regulation of barbed-end actin filament capping
Cellular component (GO): cytoplasm; nucleus
Molecular function (GO): protein binding
Source: RefSeq, a predicted model, not a curated record